This is a messenger RNA of Cololabis saira (Pacific saury), 3618 nucleotides long. RefSeq names its product zinc finger protein 665-like. The transcript is spliced from 4 exons. Bases 183 to 1961 code for a protein of 592 amino acids. The record is from RefSeq and is a predicted model, not a curated record. Lineage: Eukaryota; Metazoa; Chordata; Actinopteri; Beloniformes; Belonidae.
AAAUGGAACGCGGAAGACCAGACGCUUCAGUUUGUCUGGGAGACCGAGAGAAGAUUUAACGACGAAACCGAGCCCAGCAACGCUCGAGUGGAGGCCGCGUGUUUGCAGACAGACCGGGACCAGAACCAGAACCAGUGUCAGUCCAGUCAAAGUUAAGCCGAGGUGCGGCGGCUGCCGUACCAAUGGACGGCCCUGACCAGAACCAGGAGAUGGACCAGAACCAGGAUCAGAACCAGGACCAGAACCAGGAUCAGAACCAGGACCAGAACCAGGACCAGGAGAUGGACCCGGACCAGAACCAGGAGAUGGACCAGGACCCGGACCAGAAACAGGAGAUGGACCAGAACCAGGAUCAGAACCAGGACCAGGAGAUGGACCAGGACCAGAAACAGGAGAUGGACCAGGACCAGAACCAGGAUCAGGACCAGAAACAGGAGAUGGAUCAGGACCAGGACCAGGACUCCUCAUCCAGCAGGACUAAAGCUGCUGGUCUGCAGAAACGUAAAGGCAAAGAGAGGCCCACAGGUUACUACCCCUGUGAUCAGUGUGAGAAAGUCCUCACCACUUCAUCAACCCUGAAGAGCCAUAAGAAGAUUCACACUGGAGAGAAGCCGUACAAAUGUGAUCAGUGUGGGGCAGCUUUUACUGAAUCGGGUACUUUAAGAAGUCACCAACGUGUUCACACUGGAGAGAAGCCGUACAAAUGUGAUCAGUGUGGGGCAGCUUUUACUGAAUCGGGUCAUUUAAGAAGUCACCAACGUAUUCACACUGGAGAGAAGCCGUACAAAUGUGAUCAGUGUGGGGCAGCUUUUACUGCAUCGGGUCAUUUAAGAAGUCACCAACGUAUUCACACUGGAGAGAAGCCAUACAAAUGUGAUCAGUGUGGGGCAGCUUUUACUCAAUUGGGUAAUUUAAGAAGUCACCAACGUAUUCACACUGGAGAGAAGCCGUACAGGUGUGAUCAGUGUGGGGCAGCUUUUACUGAAUCGGGUACUUUAAGAAGUCACCAACGUGUUCACACUGGAGAGAAGCCGUACAAAUGUGAUCAGUGUGGGGCAGCUUUUACUGAAUCGGGUCAUUUAAGAAGUCACCAACGUAUUCACACUGGAGAGAAGCCGUACAAAUGUGAUCAGUGUGGUGCAGCUUUUACUGCAUCGGGUCAUUUAAGAAGUCACCAACGUAUUCACACUGGAGAGAAGCCGUACAAAUGUGAUCAGUGUGGGGCAGCUUUUACUCAAUUGGGUAAUUUAAGAAGUCACCAACGUAUUCACACUGGAGAGAAGCUGUACAGAUGUGAUCAGUGUGGGGCAGCUUUUACUCAAUCAGGUACUUUAACGAAACACAGACGUAAUCACACUGGAGAGAAGCCGUACAGAUGUGAUCAGUGUGGGGCAGCUUUUACUGAAUCAGGUACUUUAAGAAGUCACCAACGUAUUCACACUGGAGAGAAGCCAUACAAAUGUGAUCAGUGUGGGGCAGCUUUUAGUAAAUCAGGUGAUUUAAGAAGUCACCAACGUGUUCACAGUGGAGAGAAGCCGUACAGAUGUGAUCAAUGUGGGGCAGCUUUUACUAAAUCGGGUAAUUUAAAAAGUCACCAACGUGUUCACACUGGAGAGAAGCCAUACAAAUGUGAUCAGUGUGGGGCAGCUUUUAGUAAAUCAGGUGCUUUAAGAAGUCACCAACGUGUUCACACUGGAGAGAAGCCGUACAAAUGUGAUCAGUGUGGGGCGGCUUUUACACAAUUGGGUCAUUUAAGAAGUCACCAACGUAUUCACACUGGAGAGAAGCCGUACAAAUGUGAUCAAUGUGGGGCAGCUUUUACUGAAUCGGGUAAUUUAAGAAGUCACCAACGUGUUCACACUGGAGAGAAGCCUUACAAAUGUGAUCAGUGUGAGGCAGCUUUUACUAAAUCGGUUAAUUUAAGAAGUCACCAACGUGUUCACACUGGAGAGAAGCCCUAGAAAUGUGAUCAGUGUGGGGCAGCCUUUGCCAGAUCAGAUGGUUUAGGACAGUGAUUCUUAACCAUAGGGCCGCGGCCGCGAGCGCCAUCUAGUGGGCCGCAAAAAAAAAAAAUCAGUUUUGUACGUUUGGGCCGCGGGGGCCCCGGGACUGCAUAGCAACUCCCGACCAAAUGAGGAGAAGACACUCAGCUAGCUUUACGUGUAAAGGCCGAAAUAUGGUUCUGCGUCACUGACGUGCACCUCCCGAAAAUUGUAACUACGCGUCGAGCGACGCAGACCACACGCAGACGGAGAGGGCUGUGAUUGGAUCGCUUGGGAGCAAUGCAUUUCCGGUUUGAAGCAGUCGUGAACUUUCAGGGCUCUUUUCUUCGUUUAUGUGUGAUUUUUUUUAUUUUGUUUUUUUGCACAAUAGUUGUCCUUAUCUCUUUGAUUCACUGUGACUGGGAAAAAGUCGGAUAAACCAUUCAGAAAAAGAUCGCUAACUAGCGGUCGCGGGGGGUACUGCACCGCGACCAAAUGGAGAGACGGAGAAGUCCGAAGGGUUCAAUACGGCGUCACGGCUGCGGCGUGUGCUCUGCGUUGGUGUGACGCAGAAGCUUAAUUCAGCCUUUAGUUACAAUUUUUGGGAGGUGCACGUCAGUGACGGCGCAGGUGACGGCGUGUGGUCUGCGUCGACCCAAACCACACGCCGUAGGCACGGCGUCGUUUUGACGCAGAACCAUAUUUCAGCCUUAAUAGUAAGAGAAAUGGUGUGUAUUUACAGAGUAAAUCCUUCAUUUUGCACAGAGUAGGUUUAGAUCCGCCAGGAUCAGGGAUCGAUUACUUGGGUCUGCGCCCAGAGCGAGCGAGCUCAGCGUGUCGUUUACUGCUGAAGGAUUGUAGAUGUAGAUGCAGGGCUGACGUGUCUGCUGAACUGGACUGUUCGGGCUCGCAAAAGCAUUUGGAAAGUGACACGGCUGCAGCGCGGCCAUGAGAGCUGCGGGCUCUGCCCGUCUCAGCUGAUCAGGCUCGGAUGAAAUCCGACACGCGCAAUCCUGAGAACUUAUUAAUGUAAAUAACUUAAAGCAAAAUCAAAAUAAGUUUUGUUCCCGCUCUAUUUUAAAAUAUGCACACUUCAAAGUGCGAAAGUGAAACGCAACUGAAACAAAACACAAAGUUUUUCAUCAAAUAUAUCCACUCAAGUCUGAACUGAAGUCGCAGAAAAUAAGCUGACUAUCUUAAAACAUCCUGCCCAUGUUUGGGUCCACAUACUGUGAAGCAGCUUUCUCCACAAUGAACAUAAUUAAAACUUAAUAUCGUUCCAGGCUCAACAAUGAGCACCUUCACAUGUGCAUGAGAACCUGACACCAUCCAGCCCAGAUUUAAGUUCUGGCAGGAGAAAGCUCAGUUCUCUCACUGAACGACAGAAAGUGGGGGCAUAAGAUUAUAACAGGGGAAGAAAGAAAAAGUGCAAAACUGUUCAAUUGUUAAGAUGUGUUGAGACAAUUAACAAAGAAAAGGGGAAAUUCAAACUGCUGGUAAAGAAAUAAAAUAAGAAAAAUAAAAUAAAAUCUAUUUUAUUUUUAAGAGAAAAAAAUAUGUGUAAUUCAAGUUACGCAUGUUAAGUGGCAAAUAUGUACUUUUUUAAUAUAACACAGAUGCAGAUGUUGAAACAACA